AGAGACACUCAUACAAAAAUAGCACAGAACCCAAAAUAAAUGAUAUAAAACUGUAAGAAAAACCCACCUAACUUUACCUCCCAUUUCCACCGAAGACUGAACUUUCAUCCUUUCGCAAUCCCCACCCCCCCAGCAAUGGCGGACCAUGAUCUCUCCUCACCUCUUCUCUCUUCCCAGACCUCCAAUCCUCCCCACCUAAUCCUCACCGUCCAAGACUCUGACUCUCGCAAUCACUCUAACAACAACAAUCGCAAUCAUCGAAAUGGUCGAAGUUCUCACGACAACAGCAAAAACCCAUUUGAGUUUCUCGGGUCUAAGGGGCUGGACGUGCCCGUACCGGCCAUGGUGGACCCAUUCCGCAACGGGACUCCGAGGAUCGUCGGGUUGUACGAGUGGGUGAAGAUCAUGGUUUGCUUGCCGAUUGCGGCGGCGAGGCUCGUGCUCUUCGGGGUAUGCUUGCUGGUGGGGUUUCUGGCGACGAAGGUGGCUCUGCAGGGUUGGAAGGACAGGCAGAGCCCCCUGCCCAGGUGGAGGUCCAGGAUCAUGUGGGUAACCAGGAUUUCCGCCAGGCUUAUUCUCUUCUCUUUUGGCUAUCAUUGGAUAAGACGGAAAGGAAAACCUGCUCCGAGGGAGACUGCUCCAAUAGUUGUAUCUAAUCAUGUGUCAUACGUCGAACCCAUCUUCUAUUUCUAUGAGUUGUUCCCUACCAUUGUCGCAGCUGAGUCCCAUGACUCCAUACCUUUUGUUGGAACUAUUAUCAGAGCGAUGCAGGUGAUUUAUGUUGAUAGGUUCUCACCGUCAUCAAGGAAGAAUGCUGUCAAUGAGAUAAAGAGAAAGGCUUCUUCGGGUAGAUUUCCUCGAUUGCUAUUAUUUCCAGAGGGAACCACAACUAAUGGAAGGGUCCUUAUUUCAUUCCAACUUGGCGCAUUCAUCCCUGGCUACCCAAUCCAACCUGUAAUUGUACGCUAUCCUUACAUACACUUUGACCAAUCAUGGGGGAAUAUCUCUUUGGGAAAGCUCAUGUUUAGAAUGUUCACACAGUUUCACAAUUUUAUGGAGGUAGAAUACCUUCCUGUUGUUUCACCACUCACUAGUCAAAAAGAAAGUGCUGUCCAUUUGGCUGAGAGGACUAGCCAUGCUAUUGCAACUGCGCUUAAUGUUAUACAAACCUCGCAUUCCUUUGGGGACUUGAUGCUUGUUAUGAAAGCAUCACAAUCAAGACAGGAGAAUCCCUCGAGUUACAUGGUUGAAAUGGCUAGGGUGGAAUCAUUGUUCCAUAUAAGCAGCUUGGAAGCUGUGGACUUCCUGGAUAAAUUUCUGUCGAUGGACCCCAACCCAAGUGGCCGUGUUAAAUUUGAUGACUUCUUGAGGGUUCUAAGACUCAAGGCUUGUACUCUUUCUGAAGAGAUAUUUUCGUUCAUUGACGUGGAGAAGAGUGGAACGAUCACAUUCAAGCAGUUCUUAUUCGGAUCAGCACAUGUAAUGAAGCAGCCAUUGUUCAGGCAAGCCUGUGAAUUAGCCUUUGCUGAAAGCAAGGCUGGAGAAAAUGAUUACAUACUAGAAGAUGAAUUGGGAGAUGCCCUUAGACCUGCAAUGCCAGACUUGAAUGCAGAUGAGGUCCAUGGGCUGUUCAAUUUAUUUGAUUCCGAUAAUGAUGGGAAGAUCAGUAAGGGUGAUUUUGAUUCCUGCCUAGGAAGGAAUCCUCUGCUGCUAGCACUUUUCUUACCUGGUUUUCGACGCAAGGGCUUGUCAGAAGCUGGUAAUAGGAUGCUGGAGGUAGUUUCAUGAAUGAGUUUUCCAUGCUUUUUGUAGUUUAGUGAUCUUUUACCCCCUGAUUAUUGGUUUUUGGCUUUUGGGAGGGGGGGUAGUUACCAUGAGAUUAGUAUCCGGUGGGGGGGGGGGGGGGGGGGGGGGGUUUAAUAUUUUUAAUCUUUCCCCUGUAAAAUGCUCUCUUUAAGUCUGUUUCCAUUCAGUUUUUGUAUUAAUUUCUAUUUUUUUUACUGAUAUUUACAAGCUGAUAUUACAUAAAUAGUUUGAGAAUCUCAUAUUGUGCUUAAA
Molecule: messenger RNA, 2058 nt
Organism: Alnus glutinosa
Lineage: Eukaryota; Viridiplantae; Streptophyta; Magnoliopsida; Fagales; Betulaceae
Product: lysophospholipid acyltransferase LPEAT2
Exons: 14
Coding region: 136-1788 (550 amino acids)
Biological process (GO): phospholipid metabolic process
Molecular function (GO): lysophosphatidylethanolamine acyltransferase activity; calcium ion binding
Source: RefSeq, a predicted model, not a curated record